GUGCCUGUCUCUGGCGCCGCAAGGGACGCAGCUCUGCUGGUGACACCGUAUUGGGGGGAACAUUGGUGACAGGAAGAGCAAGGAAAGUGACAGGGACACCGGUUGCUAAGCGGACCAGCAGAUCCUUCACGCCAGAGAAGAUCACGAGAGGAAGAGCCAAGUGAUACAGACACUGAUGCUGGUGGCAGCUGGAGACGGACAGACACAGAGACGGAUUCAUCUCUUGAAAUUCACGUCCCGGGGGUACAGAGUCGGCUGGCACAGACACAUAUACUUUCUAUCUUCUGUUCUGUCUCCCUUCAUCAAUUCCAUCUAUGCUCUGUUUCCUUGAUUUUAUAGAGGAAGAAGAGAGACUACAAUUAAAGUACUGUUGACAGCAAACAAGGUGCAGGCUAAGUGGCCAUAUAACCUGUGUACGAUUUUUGUGCAAGCAUCCUUCCUUUCAAAAGAUAAUGUGCAAAAUUUUGUUGAGGAAUGUAAUACACGGGCUUCGCUAAGUUGUGGCACUGAGUUUUUCCCAACUGUACGCUUCAUUUUUUCCAACUAAAAAAUUAUUUUUAGUACCACAAUGUCAUGCUGGUGGCUUUGGCUGACAACCGUCUUUUUCUUUUGCCACCUGCCUACUGGUGCACGAUCUGAUUGCUGGCUGAUUGAGGGGGAAAAAGGAUAUGUCUGGCUAGCAAUCUGCAGCCAGAACCAACCCCCCUAUGAGACCAUACCUCAGCACAUCAAUAGCACAGUUCAUGACCUUCGGCUCAAUGAAAACAAGUUAAAGAUAAUUGGUUAUUCCUCACUAUCCCGCUUUGGAAACUUGACAGAUCUGAACCUGACCAAGAAUGAGAUCUACUACAUAGAAGAUGGAGCCUUCAUGGGGCAGUCUAACCUACAGAUCCUGUAUCUGGGCUAUAAUAAACUGACCAACCUAUCUGAGGGAAUGUUAAGGGGAAUGCCCAGGCUGCAGUUUCUUUUUGUUCAGCAUAACCUGAUAGAUGUGGUAACACCUAAUGCCUUUUCUGAGUGCUUGAGCCUUAUCAGUAUCGAUUUGUCCUCAAAUAGAAUAAAAAAUCUAGAUAGUUCAACAUUUGCUGGUCUUCAGACUCUUAUGGUAUGUGAAUUGGCUGGGAACCCUUUCCAUUGUGGAUGUGAGCUCUAUGGCUUUCUUGAAUGGUUAGUCAUGUUUAACAAUGUCACACGCAACUUUGAUCGACUACAGUGUGAAACCCCACGUGAAUUUACUGGGUUUCCACUGCUAAGCCCAAGACCACAUCAUAGCAGAAAUGCUAUAACUGUUCUUCAAGCUCACUGUAGGAAUGGAGGACACCUCCAUCUGCCAAGGGAGAGGCCCACAUCACUAAGUACAGACUCCUUACAUGAAACAGAUGAGAGCUCUGGCUUCAAUGCUGGGGAUAUUCUGUCGCCAGAAACUACUACACCUACUCCAACCCCUGACUCUUCAGGUGGCCCCACAAUAGACAUUCACCAUGUAACAGGAAACUCAGCCACCCUGAUUGUAACAAUUCCUUAUCCCUUUCAAAAACUCUAUGUUUUAGUGCAAUACAAUAACAGCUUUGUAUAUGAUGUGACAACUCUGAAGCACAAGAAGGAAUAUAUUACUCUGGACAAACUAAAACCUCAUGUGAACUAUACAUUUUGUGUGACUUCCAUACGCUUUUCGAAACGAUACAACCACACGUGUUUAUUCCUUGCCACUCGUAUCAGAGAUGAGAAAGACUUCGCUCCCAGUACUUCUACUACAACUCACUAUAUUAUGACAAUAUUAGGUUGUCUUUUUGGCAUGGUCAUCAUCUUGGGAGUAGUUUACUAUUGUUUAAGGAAGAAGAGGAUGCAGGAAGAAAAGAAGAAAUCUCUGAAUGUUAAGAAAACCAUUCUAGAAAUGAGAUAUGGUUCAGAUGUCGAUCCCUGCUUAGGGCCUCAUUCCUCACAGAAGUUAUCUGAGCACCCCAUUCCUAUUUCUUGCAUAUCUUCACUCCCUACAUCUGUAUCUGGGCUUGGGAGUGGAGGAGAGAAAGGAAUGUCCUCCAAGCAAAUAAAUUCUCAAAUGGGGACGCCAAAAGGCACAAACUACAUGGAAGUUCGGAGUGGAGAUGGGUUAGACAGAGGCCAAAGGAGGAUGUCAGGUGAAGAAGAGGAUGAUGAUGACUUUCGUGAACUUGACAAUGGUGAGGGAUCUGCUUCUGAAAUAUCCACCAUUGCCAAGGAGGUAGACAAAGUGAAUCAGAUCAUUAACAACUGCAUUGAUGCCCUCAAGCUGGACACUGCCUCUUUUUUAGGCGGGGGGGACCCGGAGCUAGGCUACGACUGCCAGUCCGUGCCAGCCAGCUCAUCGGGCCACUUGGAGAGGCUGAGCUUCCUCUCUCCUGCAUACAAGGAGGGUGUGCACCCUCUUCAGCGCCAACUCAGUGCAGAUGCAGCCACAGUGGGCAAGAAACGCUGCAGCAUUUCAUCUAGUGGCUCCAUUAAAAGUGCCCGAGUUUUCAGUUUGGAUGUUCCUGACCAAUCUUUAAAAUGUGACUCCAAAUAUAUUGAAAAAAGCAGUCCCCUUAACAGCCCUUUGGAUCGCCUUCCUCUAGUGUCUUCUUCUGGAGUACAACAUCUAGACGUCAAGCCUUCCUACCACUGCAGUGAGCACCGGCAUUCCUUCCCAGCCCUCUAUUAUGAGGAAAGCGCUGAUACACUAAGCCAGAGGGUCAGCUUCCUAAAACCCCUUUCCCGCUCUAAAAGAGACUCCAGCUACUCCCAACUGUCUCCUAGACACCAUUUCUCUGGAUACUCCUCAAGCCCAGAGUACUCCACUGAAAAUACCCACAAGAUCUGGGAGCGCUUCCGUCCUUACAAAAAACACACCCGGGAAGAGGUCUAUAUAGCAGCUGGACAUGCUCUGCGCAAAAAAGUCCAGUUUGCUAAAGGGGAGGACUUGCAUGAUAUUUUGGAUUACUGGAAAGGGGUAUCUGCACAACAAAAACUGUGACUGGCACCUUAAAAGGUGUAAAAGGUAUAAAAGGAUGUCAGGGAAGUUGACAGUUUUUUGUUGAGAACUGUGGUGUUGACGUAUCACAGUUUGCAAUUAAAGUUUACAUUGGAGGUGGGGGGCUGUACCUCAUAAAGGUGGGGAGGAGAAAGAUGGACUUGCGGGUUGGACAGGACAUUUUCAGGCACAGUUCUCCCCCCUUUAAAACACCACCCCCUCCAUUUCACACACUGUACUAGUGGCUUUCUCUCCAUUAAUAUAUUUAAUUUAAGUUUAACUUUUAUUCCCCCUCAAAGCUGUCGUAAGCUGAAUUCACACAGCAAUAAGGCACUUCAGGGUUUUAAAUAUGUUUGAAAACCUAUUUUGUGUAUUUAUUUUGAAAAGCAUGAUGAAAUUCAGUUCACAAAUGGUGCAAAAUAAUAGGGUUACCUUAAGAAUAAAAAAAAAAAAGAGACAGCAGGUACGCUUGUUUGAGAUUUAUCCUACACAGAGGAGAGUUUCUGGAGUUUCUAUAAACACAUCUGUACUUCUUAGAUUUAAAGAGGCAACAGCUAAAUUAUAGUUCCUAUACCAGUGAUCCCCAACCAGCGGCUCAGGGGGAACAUGUUGCUCCCCAACCCCUUGGAUGUUGCUCUCAGUGGCCUCAAAGCAGGUGCUUAUUUUUGAAUUUUUGGCUUGGGGCAAGUUUUGGUUGCAUAAAAAGCAGGUCUACUGACAAACAGAGCCUCCUGUAGGCUGCCAGUCCACAUAGGGGCUACCAAAUAGCCAAUCACAAAUCAAUUUUUUUACCCAUGCAAACUUUUUGUAUGUUUGCGUUGCUCCCCAACUCUUUUUACCUUUAAAUUUGGCUCAUUGGUAAAGAUUGGGGACCCCUGUCCUUUACGAUAGUUUCUUAAGGUAUAAGUAUAGCAUAGCUGCCAUGACCCCUGUAUUAUAUAUAGUAUAGAUUGCCAUUAAAUUAGCACUUAAAAGGACAGUAUUUUUUUUUUUAAUUAAAGUUUUGUCCUUCAUGAAACAUACAAAGUAUAUCCCCCCUCUCUAGUAAAAUGCUAAAGAGUUUAUCUCUAGUCUUUUAUAGAUGAUUUUUAUAUGUUCUAUAAUUUUUUGUGUGUCGAAAAAAAGCCAGAGCUUUAAUUGGUGGACUCAUUUAUUAAAACAAAGCAUAUAUGUCCCAGGUGUGGCAACCCCUAGCAAUCAAUCACAGACUUCCUUUCUUACCCACUGUAGACUCCAUGAUUGGCUGCCUGGGGGGCACUGGUGCAGAUUUGUCUGGUCAUAGUAAAUGAGCCCUAAUAAUGUAUUUUGCGAAGCUUUACCAGCAUAUCACCAUAAAGUUUACAUUGUGGUUGUUUAGCUUAGCAGAGGACAUAUUUCAGAAAUGCUUCCAGUCCACCCUUUGAUCAUUGCACAAUUACAGGUGGAUGAAGAUCGACUUAACAUACUAAAGGUCCAGUUAGUAUACACAGUAAAGUUUCUUUCAUCCAAACUCUUCAUGGAGUGCCUUUCAAAUGAGAGGUCUACCAACAUACAGUAAGACUGUCAUUAGCGCAAGCACAUUUACAGUUUGUAGGUCGGGCACCUUGAAUAUGCUUUAAUAGAAAUUUUGUAUACUGAUUUAAAGAGCCACAAUACCUUCAAAUCUUCCUGCAGAAUUAUACUUAGAACAGGGAAUACUUAUUUUGGCAUUGAUUUAUGUUGUCUCUCAGUGCAACCUAUAAAAAUCCAUAGGGAGUUGUCUCUGCUAUGGAAAGUGCCAUUUAGAGCAAUGGCAGCUUCACUGGCCUUUUCCACACUCCUGGGCUGCCAGAACUCUUCCCUAUUCGGUCUUCUUCUAAUGGGAUUAAACAAGAGAAGGCUUAUGUAAGGUCAUACAAAGCUUGCUCACAACCUAUGGGGCAAAAUAAUUGAAAGCAGAGCAAGCAACUUUUAUGGGGGGAACUAUUUGGUACAUAAAGAAACA
Messenger RNA from Xenopus tropicalis (tropical clawed frog), 4949 nucleotides. It is a transcript of the gene elfn2, whose product is annotated as extracellular leucine-rich repeat and fibronectin type III domain containing 2. NCBI's taxonomy places the organism in Eukaryota, Metazoa, Chordata, Amphibia, Anura, Pipidae. Gene Ontology annotation, cellular component: membrane. The record is from RefSeq and is marked provisional.